AUGGCUGGGUUCUCGCUUUUGCUGAUUUUCCUCAUCAUCACUUGCUUCCUAACUGCAACUUUUGUUUCCUCCUCACAACUUCAUGACCCUGAACUAGUAGCACAGGAAGUCCAUAGGAGCAUCAAUGCUUCUAGGAGGAACUUGGGCUACUUGUCAUGUGGAACUGGCAACCCCAUAGACGAUUGCUGGAGGACGCCAUCGGAGGAAAAAAACGGUCGAAUCUACCUAGUCAGCGACUCUGGGGACGACGACCCAGUGAACCCCAGACCCGGAACCCUAAGACACGCAGUGAUCCAAGACGAGCCAUUGUGGAUUAUAUUCAAAAGGGACAUGGUGGUUCAGCUGAAGCAAGAGCUUGUCAUGAACUCGUUCAAGACCAUCGACGGUAGAGGAGCGAGCGUCCACAUAGCCGGAGGGCCAUGCAUCACCAUUCAUUAUGCCACCAACAUCAUCAUCCAUGGCAUCCACAUCCACGACUGUAAGCAGGCGGGGAACGGGAACAUAAGAGACUCGCCGGAGCAUUCAGGUUGGUGGACGAUAUCGGACGGCGAUGGGGUGUCCAUAUUUGGUGGGAAACAUAUAUGGGUGGACCAUUGCUCUCUCUCUAAUUGCCAUGAUGGCCUCAUUGAUGCCAUCCAUGGAUCCACAGCCAUCACCAUAUCCAAUAACUACAUGACCCAUCAUGAUAAGGUCAUGCUUUUGGGGCACAGCGAUUCCUAUACGCAAGACAAGGGCAUGCAGGUCACAGUUGCCUUUAAUCAUUUUGGAGAAGGCCUUGUCCAAAGAAUGCCAAGGUGUAGACAUGGAUAUUUUCAUGUGGUGAACAAUGACUACACACACUGGGAAAUGUAUGCAAUUGGAGGGAGUGCAGCUCCAACUAUCAACAGCGAAGGCAAUAGAUUUCUGGCGCCUAAUACACGUUUCAAUAAAGAGGUAACUAAACAUGAGGAUGCACCAGAGAGUGAGUGGAGGGGUUGGAACUGGAGGUCAGAGGGGGAUAUGAUGUUGAACGGGGCAUAUUUCAGGCAAUCAGGAGCAGGAGCAUCUUCAAGCUACGCCAGGGCUUCAAGCCUCAGUGCAAGGCCUUCUUCUCUGGUGGGCUCCAUCACAACUACCGCCGGUGCCCUUAUCUGCAGGAAGGGAUCCCGCUGCUAA
Messenger RNA from Prunus armeniaca (apricot), 1155 nucleotides. The record is from the annotation of a GenBank genome assembly. NCBI's taxonomy places the organism in Eukaryota, Viridiplantae, Streptophyta, Magnoliopsida, Rosales, Rosaceae.